UCACUUUACAUCCGUUCUCAGUUUGAGUGAUAGCGCCUUUUGAAGUGAAACUCAUCGAGAAGGAGAAGCGUUAAAAUGUAUUCAAUUGAAAUACCUGAGACCAUCAAUCAGUUACUUGAAACCUUUUAUCGAUUGAGAUUAUGGAGCCAUAAAGACGUACGAGCUUAUGGCGAACAGACUCUUAAUAAUCUUCAUUUUAUUCUUUUGGUUUCGUUUAUGAUAUCAGUUGGUAUCGGAGCCUAUACGGCCAACGAUAAGGAUGAAGGAAUCUAUUUAGCAAUCGUAACAGUUGCAUACGCUGUUUUAGUCCAUCGAUUACUGUUCAUUAUUUGGCGAAAAGAUGGAUUUCUAGCGUUGAUACAGCAAAUAGGCACAUAUCACACUGAAUAUCGAAAGGAAUUCGUUGAAUUUAACAAUAAUUUAAAUUCAUUCAUGAAAUUCAUUCGCUUGUACGAUUCCAUGUUAAUAAUUGGUUCUUUCCCUGCGAUUGUUGUGUAUCCGAUUGUAAAUGCGAAACAUUCACUAAUAUUCAAUAUUGCAUUCCCUCUGGACCGGUCUCGUUUAAGUAACAUUGGAUUUUGGCUAUCGUAUGCAUAUACUAUACUGGGUGCAUUUUAUGCAGUGAUCUGCACUUUUUUUAUAAACUUGGUUUGGUAUUUGAUGUGCAGCCUUACCAUUGAAUAUAAAUUGUUGGGAAACCAAAUGAGACAGGUGGGGACUAUCAGAACAGGAAAAGAUGUUCGGAAGAUUUCGAAAGCAGAAAAACAGAAUCUUUUCCGCAUAAAACUUAAUGUGGUGAUACAAACUUAUGAAAGAAUCAAUGGUGUAUUUGGAGAAUUUGAAUCAUUUUUCGGCAAUUCACUUUUUCUGCAAGUCGCUACUGGUAGUGCUUGCAUCUGUGGUGGACUUUAUGCGUUGGCAUUUAGCUCACACGACGAUUUGGUACAAGACCUGUAUUUUCUAGCAUUUUUAAUGUACAGCAUUUUCGACAUUUUUAUGGUCUUGUAUUUGGGGAACGAAAUAAAGUUGGCCAGUGAUGAAUUAUCGACAUGUUUAUAUGAAUCCGAUUGGAUUGAACAGACAGAAUCGUACAAAAAGAGUAUCAUUAUUCUCACCGAGCGCUUGAAACAGCCGCAACAAUUGGUCGUUGGUAUAAUUUAUCCAUUGAAUUUGGAAACUUUCACUUCUAUUGUCAACGGUGCUUACACUAUGUUCAAUAUUUUGCAAAGCCUGCGCAACUAGCUGUUGAUACA
Bradysia coprophila is the source of this 1253-nucleotide messenger RNA. Its product is annotated as odorant receptor 94a-like. Lineage: Eukaryota; Metazoa; Arthropoda; Insecta; Diptera; Sciaridae. The record is from RefSeq and is a predicted model, not a curated record. Gene Ontology annotation, cellular component: plasma membrane. Gene Ontology annotation, biological process: sensory perception of smell; detection of chemical stimulus involved in sensory perception of smell. Gene Ontology annotation, molecular function: olfactory receptor activity; odorant binding.